Iphiclides podalirius (scarce swallowtail) is the source of this 390-nucleotide messenger RNA. Lineage: Eukaryota; Metazoa; Arthropoda; Insecta; Lepidoptera; Papilionidae. The record is from the annotation of a GenBank genome assembly.
AUGGAUUGGCCAGGGUCGGUGCCUGUGAGAGCCGCUGCCCGCGCCCUCUACGCCGUCUCGGCCUUCUGCGCGCUUUACGGCGACCACUCCCUGCGCGCUAAUACAGCUUCACUUUUACGGGUAAUUCGCUCGCAUAUCACUCUAGUAGGCCAUCAAAUAAAGUGCCAAUUUCGAGGCCGCAAGACGAAUGAGACACGAGAAGAAUGGUGGUCCGCGAUUACGCUCCGCUGCCAAGCAUCGCGUCUACUUAUCCCUGAGGGAAUUAUAAUUGUUUUGCAUUCUUGCACGGGUAUAAAAACAAAAGGGCAACGCAGGGCCCCCCGCGCUGUUGCCCUGCAGACCAGACCAAAGUCUGACGACUCGCAUUCCCCCCAGACAAAAAGCCACGAA